AUGUUAUUAUUAAAAAAUGUUGACGUUUACUUGUUACCACUGUGUAUAUUGCUCGUCGUUGGUCUUCGGGCCACUGCAGGUCAAUUGGUACGGACUAGAUACGAAAAGAACAGGAAACAGGGUGAUCAAAUAUGCCGCCAAAACACAGAAUGUGUUUCUAGGUUGGAAUGUGAUAUACAUUUAGAACCUCAAAAUCAACAAAAAUGUAAAUUGGGAAAUGAAUUACCAAUGGGCUUUUGCUGCCCUGUAAAUAAAAUUAUUCGGCUAAAUGCAGAAAAAAGAUUGACUUAUGAGGAAGAAGAAUCAGACUUGGAUAAAAUUCUAGAUAUACUAGCGCCAGAGCUUAUUAAACCAUUACACGAAGAACCGGAAUGUGGACAAAACACCAAGUCUUUAUCUAACUACUCGAAUGUGCAAAAUGCUAAAGCCAAUGAUUGGCCAUGGAUGGCGGUGUUUUUAGAGACAACAAACUAUAUGAAUUUCUGCGGUGGAGUAUUACUUAAUAGACGAUUCGUGUUGACUGCUGCUCAUUGUUUUAUAAUUUAUACUAAAGAAAAUGUUGUUGUUAGACUUGGUGAAUAUGAUUUUACCACUGACAACGAGACACAAUACAUUGACUACAGUGUAACUUCUAUUAGAUUACAUCCAGACUAUGAUCAUGCUACGCACGCCAAUGACAUCGCCAUAGUGAAGUUGAACAGGCCUACAAUUUACAAUUCGUUUAUUCGACCUAUUUGUUUGCCUAAAACAAACAUGGAAGUGUAUAAUAGAAACGCUGUCGUGGCUGGUUGGGGCCAAACAGUUUUUGGUAGUCAAGUCAGUAACGUUCUCCAAGAAGUGACAAUACCGAUAUGGGAACAUGACAAGUGUGUCUCAGCUUUUUCUCAAUUAAUAUCCAAAACAAAUCUUUGUGCUGCGUCGUAUGAAGGAGGCAAAGAUUCCUGUAAAGGCGAUUCAGGUGGUCCGCUGUUAGUUCAACGACAAGACGGAAAAUGGACUAAUGUUGGAGUAGUGUCUUGGGGCAUUAGUUGUGGAGAAGUCGGAUACCCCGGCGUCUACACAAAAGUCACUUCAUACCUCAAAUGGAUAGCUAAGGAAGCACAAGAUGUAAUUUAA
This is a messenger RNA of Macrosiphum euphorbiae (potato aphid), 1116 nucleotides long. The record is from the annotation of a GenBank genome assembly. NCBI's taxonomy places the organism in Eukaryota, Metazoa, Arthropoda, Insecta, Hemiptera, Aphididae.